Messenger RNA from Arabidopsis lyrata subsp. lyrata, 626 nucleotides. RefSeq names its product chromatin-remodeling complex subunit ies6. The transcript is spliced from 3 exons. The coding region runs from base 150 to 500 and encodes 116 amino acids. Gene Ontology annotation, cellular component: Ino80 complex. Gene Ontology annotation, biological process: chromatin remodeling. The record is from RefSeq and is a predicted model, not a curated record. NCBI's taxonomy places the organism in Eukaryota, Viridiplantae, Streptophyta, Magnoliopsida, Brassicales, Brassicaceae.
AAAUCUUCUCCAAUCGGCUUCCAAUGUCGAUAUCGGUUUACUAAACUGCUCAUUCACAGUACCGGAUCGGACCGGACCGGUUUGACAUUUAAGGCGACACCGUAUAAGAAGGAUCGGAGGGAGGGUGAUUUCCACCGAAAGAGAGAGAGAUGGAGGCAGAUAUAGUGGUGCCGUCGCGGUUGAGCUUCAAGAAGAUUCAGGCAUACGAAAAGUACCCAAAAGGACAAUCAAGCAGCAGAAGGUGGAAACACCUCAAGCAGAUUCUUCAAGCUGAGAAUUUCCAACCCGACCUCCCCACUUAUGUUAACAUUCAAUCGCCUCCUUCCACUCAACCAUGCAAGAGAAUUUGCGAUCUUACUGGAUAUGAGGCACCGUAUGUUGACCCUAGAACAAACCUCCGCUAUGCUAAUGCUCAUGUCUUCAAGACUCUCAGGUCGCUUUCUUCCGACCAAGUCCACCACUAUCUCUCCAUUCGCAAUGCUGCUCUUGUUCUCAAGUAGCUCCAUUUCCUCACAAUCUCUCUCUCUCUCUCUCUCAUCUUAUUACUUAUGGUCUGAUUUGCUGGGACAUGUAUGAGAUUGGAUUCCCUUAACGAACAGAGUUUUAUUUCACUCAACUUUUAAAAA